Paramecium tetraurelia is the source of this 426-nucleotide messenger RNA. RefSeq lists its product as uncharacterized. The record is from RefSeq and is a predicted model, not a curated record. NCBI's taxonomy places the organism in Eukaryota, Ciliophora, Oligohymenophorea, Peniculida, Parameciidae. The transcript is spliced from 2 exons.
AUGUAAUCAUAUAAAGAGGCUUUAUAACUGUUCUAAAAAAAUUCAAUGAACCUACCAAUGAAGGAACAUGAGGAUAAAUUAAAUAUUAUGUUAGAAUACAUAUUACAUGAAUUGGAAAGAGACAAAAAAGAAUUGCAAAUUUUGAGAUAAGAAAUCAUUCAUGAAUCAUAUUUAUAAUCCUCUAUAAACGAUGACACCUCAACUGGCUUUAUAGAAGAAUUAGCAGACUUCACUAGAAGUUUUAGAAAGUUGGCCGAAGAAUUAAAUAAUGAGACCAAUGAAAUAAGUAAUUAGGUGGAAACAUUAAAAAAUGAAAAAGCCAGAAUUAGAAAAUCUACUAAUUUAUUGAAUCACAGAGUAUUUGAAAUGGAAAAAUUCUUAGGAGUCGGACUAAAUUAAGCGAAUUCCUAAGAAGCCAACAAUUGA